Prosopis cineraria is the source of this 978-nucleotide messenger RNA. Its product is annotated as GATA transcription factor 15-like. Bases 307 to 741 code for a protein of 144 amino acids. The record is from RefSeq and is a predicted model, not a curated record. Gene Ontology annotation, biological process: regulation of DNA-templated transcription. Gene Ontology annotation, molecular function: sequence-specific DNA binding; zinc ion binding. Lineage: Eukaryota; Viridiplantae; Streptophyta; Magnoliopsida; Fabales; Fabaceae. The transcript is spliced from 3 exons.
UCAGCUUGCGGCUGUUGAGCGUGUGUCUCCUUUUGAGCCAUUCCUCUUUCUCUCUCUCCUAAUCUCUUUCGUACAGAUACUCUUCCUCUCACUCUCACUGCACGUCCCUUCAUAUUUCUUCACCGAUCACCCCAAUUCCGAUCUUCUUUUUCUAACCCAUUUGUUCUUCUCUCUCAGCUUCGCUGUGUCAUUGUUUGGGCUCCUCAUCUGGAUAAUCAAGGUCUUCUCUCAGUAGGGAAUUUCCACUUCGCCUUGUGCAUUUCCUUGAUCCUGGUUCUGUUCAGAUCUUCGAAAUAACUGCUAGAGAUGGUCGAUCCGACUGGCAAAGGAUCGGAGGCCGAGGACACCAAUAACAGAAGCCCUAACGCUGAUUCAUCGGAAGGAAGCCCAAUGAGCAACGAGCAGAAGAAAACCUGCGCCGACUGUGGCACUUCAAAAACCCCUCUUUGGAGAGGUGGUCCGGCCGGGCCCAAGUCUCUGUGCAACGCGUGUGGGAUCAGAAGCAGGAAGAAGAAGAGAGCCAUUCUGGGCAUGAACAAGGGAAAUACGGAUGACAAAAAGGGCAAAAGAAGCAACAACAGUUCCAAGAUUGGGGAUAGUUUGAAGCAGAGAUUAAUGGCUCUGGGGAGGGAGGUUUUGAUGCAGAGAUCGUCGGUGGAGAGGCAGAGGAAGAAACUGGGGGAGGAAGAACAAGCGGCCGUGCUGUUGAUGGCCCUCUCGUACGGCUAUGUUUAUGCUUAAUCCACAAAUCAGAGUGCUGAUUUUAGAGUGAAAGUAGAGAGACAUAUGUUUGAUAAUGCCCCCUUGUUUCAGAAAUUGUAUGUUAAGUUUGUGGGGUGAAAUUUUCUGUGAUUAGUUUUGUAUUAGAUUAGCUUGCUGACUGAUGUAUUGGUAUCAUGAAUCUUAUCAAGAAUUGUAAGAAAAUGAUUGAAUCCCAAUUUGGGUAGUGUAUUAUAAUCCCUAUUGGUUCGCGUUUUA